GGAAAACCAAGAUGGCGGCCAUCAGCUCUUUGAAUGACGAUAAAUGGUAUUUUACCAAAGAACAGCUCCAAAAUACACCGUCUAGACGAGCUGGAUUAGCAGCAGAUAAAGAACUCAGCUACAGGCAACAGGCUGCUACUUUAAUUCAAGACAUGGGGCAAAGACUUUCUGUCUCACAGCUGACUAUCAACACUUCUAUUGUCUACAUGCAUCGUUUUUACAUGUUCUUCCCUUUCGCCAGAUUCCAUCGACAUGCAAUGGCUGCUUGUUGUCUAUUCCUAGCGGCUAAAGUGGAAGAACAGCCUCGUAAACUGAAACAUGUUAUCACUGUUGCUCAUGCAUGUUUACACAGGGGAGCCCCUCCACUGGACACCAACAGUGAGGAAUACUUGCAGCAAGCUCAAGACCUUAUUGAACAUGAAAGCAUUCUCUUACAGACUCUAGGUUUUGAAGUGAGUGUCCAUCAUCCACACACCUAUGUUGUCAAAGGUAUCCAACUAGUAAGAGCAAGUAAAGAUCUUGGGCAAGCUUCAUAUUUUAUGGCAACAAACAGCUUGCAUCUGACCACAUUAUGUUUGCAAUACAAGCCUACCGUGAUUGCUUGUGCUUGUAUACACCUCGCUUGUAAAUGGUGCAACUAUGAGAUUCCACCAUCUAGUGAUAACAAGCAAUGGUGGCAAUACCUGAAUGCUGCUGUAACCAAGGAAGUGUUGGAUGAAAUAGCCCACGAGUUUAUUACCAUCAUAGAAAAAUGCCCUAGUAAGCUGAAGAAGAAAAUCAAUUCUAUUACCAUGUUAAAGGGUUCUAAUAUACCUCGACCGUUACGACCCAAUGAUCAACCAACAAGUAGCACGGCUCUGGCUUCCAAUGGACAGGACGGCGAGAGUAGCUCUUCGUCUCUUGUCAACGAUAUUGCACGAAAAUACAAAGAACACGACGACCACAAUGAAAUCCCAAAAGGAUCCGAAAAGAAAAACAAAGCAAAAGCAGAAAAUGCCAAUCACAGUGAAAGAAAUCUCUUGAAAACGAGUAGCACUGUCACGUCUGAAGGAGCAAGUGUUGCUACUUCGACGACUGUCGUGACAUUGCCCGUUCUUCCUCCGUUGACUACCAAGUACGCAGCACCUACGACAUCUUCUGCAAGUCAGCCUGCGUCUGUUAAUGACCCUAAAGUAUCGACCACAAGCGCGCUGCCUAGUUCUUCAAGUGGUGUACCUAAACAAAAGCAUCGCUCUUCUUCGCAUGAGGAUGGGACCCCAUCAAAGAAGCACAAAUCGCAUCAUUCUUCAAGUCGUUCCCACGCCUCGCAUUCAAGUCACAAGGGGAAAACUUCUUCUCAUUCUUCAGAUUCCUCAUCGCCGGGGAAAAGACCUCAUGGCAAGCCAGGUCAUCCUUCAGCCUCUUCUUCCCACAAAAGCUCCAGCCUUUCAUCAAGGCAUCUUCAUCAUCAUCACGCCCAACAACCCGUCCACUCAAGUCACAAAGGGCAUUCAACACACCGACCAAACCCUCACCACUUACAGUCUCACUCGUCAAGCCUCAAACUUAUUCCACCAUCGCCAACGUUAGGAUUAUUGGACAAAAAAAGACUUUCAGGUUCUAAUAAACCCUCACCACCGAUCCCUAGGGAUCACGAUACACUCCCCCCUCCUCCCCCACCCCCACUCCCUCCAUCUGAUAAUCAUUCUAUGAGUUCCAGUAGUAAUGUAUAUGGAAGUCGUGAGCAACUUGCUCCCCCACCACCCCCUCCCCCAGAACCGGCGCCAAAGUCUCCACCACCGCCUCCCCCACCACCUUUUUGAUCUGUCGGAGUGCCCUUGGUUUCCGUUACAACACGGUUAGAUUUGCGUAUUUCGAAAGCCAAAUCUAUGCCCGUUGCCUUGUAUUGAAACUGAAUAUCUGCAUUAUGAUUUUUGGGAAUAACUGAAUUGUAUCCUUAAAUUAAAUUGCUUAAAUAUGCA
Messenger RNA from Actinia tenebrosa (Australian red waratah sea anemone), 1961 nucleotides. RefSeq lists its product as uncharacterized. Gene Ontology annotation, molecular function: cyclin-dependent protein serine/threonine kinase regulator activity. The record is from RefSeq and is a predicted model, not a curated record. Gene Ontology annotation, biological process: regulation of transcription by RNA polymerase II. Lineage: Eukaryota; Metazoa; Cnidaria; Anthozoa; Actiniaria; Actiniidae.